GAUGCAACUGAGAAUUCUCUGGAAAUUCUCCUCUUCUUAUUCCGAGUGAAAAAGCUUUUCCGGCACGCGAACAUCAAUUAAAUUUGAGUCUAUACUAUAAAUGCAAAUUAAUCAUAUAUCAAGCAGCAGUAGUCAUCAAUGGAUUAGCUUUUGUGGAUUUUAAGACAUCUAUUCCGCACUUUUGUCUUUCAACUUUCAACCUUCAGCAGAGAAGGAAGUUGAUCUUAAAGAAAUUAUAUAACAUAUUUGAGUGUGGAAAUUAAAUUUAAAGAUUAAAACAAUGCAGUUUUCACUGCUAUGUGGACUCCUCCUAGCUGGAGGUUUCUAUUCUCAGCUAGAAUUAGCUGAAGGAGCCAAGAUUUUGGCUGUGUACGCCUUUCCAGGCAAAUCCCAUUUCAUGAUGCACACGGCCCUGAUGAGGGAACUCGUUGAAAGUGGCCACCAGGUGACCAUGAUCACGGCCUUCUCCCUGGCGAAAGAGCAGCUGGGCGGCAAUUAUACGGAGAUCUUGAUCGAACCGGUCUAUGAUUUCUGGCACGAUGUCAAAUUGAACUUUGGAGCCCAGCACCUGUUCGAGCUGACACGCAUGACCAACUACGACUUUCUGAAGAUGCUCGAGAUUAUAGGUCUCAAGACCACGGAACAUGCUCUCAAGCAGCCCAAAGUUCAGGCUCUUAUCCAUGCCAAGGAAACAGAAGGUGUCUUUGAUCUUCUCCUGGCGGAGCAGUUCUACCAGGAGGCCUUCUUAGCCUUGGCCAAGAUCUAUAAGAUACCCGUGGUGACCACCAGCACUUUGGGUUACGAAAACCACAUGAGCCAGAUGAUGGGUUUGAUUACGCCUUGGUCCUUUGUACCACAUGGAUUCAUGCCCUUCACGGAUCGCAUGAGUUUCCUGGAGCGAGUGAAGAACUCUUAUGCUUCCCUGUACGAGGAUUUGGACAGACUGCUCAAUUACUUCCCCAAAAUGGAUGCGGUGGCCAAAGAGUUCUUUGGCUCCGUUUUGGCUGAGGUUCCAAAAGUCAAGGACAUGGAGCGCCAAAUCUCGGUGAUGCUGCUAAACAGUCACGCUCCGUUGACCACGGCACGUCCCACGGUGGACGCCAUGGUCCCAGUGGGUGGCAUGCACAUAUAUCCGCCCAAGGCUCUCCCCCAGGACAUGCAGGACUUCUUGGAUGGCGCCGGCGAGGCGGGAGCCAUCUACUUCAGCCUGGGCAGCAAUGUCCAGAGCAAGGAUAUGCCGCCGGAGAUGCUGCGCCUGUUCCUACGGGUAUUCGGUUCACUUCGGCAGCGGGUUCUGUGGAAGUUCGAGGAUGAGAGCAUUGGCCAAUUGCCCGCGAAUGUGAUGGUAAGGAAGUGGCUGCCCCAGGCCGAUAUCCUGGCUCAUCGCCACGUCAAGGUGUUCAUCACGCAUGGCGGCCUUUUUGGGACACAGGAGGGUGUCCACUAUGCGGUUCCCAUGCUGGGGAUUCCCUUUUACUGUGACCAGCAUUUGAACAUGAACAAGGCUGUUCUGGGUGGCUAUGCCAUCAGUCUGCACUUUCAGUCCAUCACCGAGAUGACCUUGAGGCAAUCCCUGCUUCAACUCAUCCACAAUGGAACCUACAAGGAGAACAUUCAGCGGGUGUCCAACAUUUUCAAGGACCGCCAGCAGGAGCCGCGCCGAACAGCUGUCUAUUGGAUCGAGUAUGUCAUCCGGUAUGGAGGAGCUCCGCACAUGCGAUCCGCUGGCCUGGACCUCAACUGGUUCCAGUUCUAUCUCCUGGAUGUGAUUGCCUUUGUUGUAGUCGUUUUCAUAGCUGGAAUUAUGGCCAUUUGGCUGGCCAUUCGACUGCUGAUGGGCAGUGACAAGAAGCACAGAAAAACUAAGAAAAUUCAUUAGAUUUAGAGAUUUUUAUACCUUGCAUGGUAUUAUAAUUUCAGUCAGAAGUUUUCAACGCAGCGAAGGAGUC
Molecule: messenger RNA, 1949 nt
Organism: Drosophila serrata
Lineage: Eukaryota; Metazoa; Arthropoda; Insecta; Diptera; Drosophilidae
Product: UDP-glycosyltransferase UGT5-like
Molecular function (GO): UDP-glycosyltransferase activity
Source: RefSeq, a predicted model, not a curated record